This is a messenger RNA of Nicotiana attenuata, 1937 nucleotides long. RefSeq names its product DNA repair protein recA homolog 1, chloroplastic. Gene Ontology annotation, molecular function: ATP hydrolysis activity; single-stranded DNA binding; ATP binding. The transcript is spliced from 13 exons. Bases 137 to 1396 code for a protein of 419 amino acids. Lineage: Eukaryota; Viridiplantae; Streptophyta; Magnoliopsida; Solanales; Solanaceae. Gene Ontology annotation, biological process: DNA repair. The record is from RefSeq and is a predicted model, not a curated record.
ACGUCGAGCUAUGGAGCAAUUGAACUCCGGCGACACCAUAGUCUUUGCUGCUGUGCUCCAUCUUCAGCUGUAAUAUUUACAACUUGAAUUUUGAAGUAGCUUUAAACAGUAGAGAGAAAAAGAGCGAGCAAGUUCGAUGGAUUUAAGCUUCCCCGUGAAAGCUCAGCUUUUUGGCUCCAAAAUUUGUUACAAGUCCCCUAGCUACUCUACUUCAAUAAAAUUCUACCAUAAAAUAUCUCGGCCUCAAUUUUCAGUAUAUGGAAUUAGGGUUCGUUCAGAAUUUGACCACAAAAUCAAUGGAGCUUUCUCUCCCGAUAAUGACGCUCGCUUCCUCGACCGGCAAAAGGCAUUGGAAGCUGCAAUGAAUGAUAUAAACAGCUCCUUUGGCAAAGGAAGCGUCACUAGAUUGGGUAGUGCUGGUGGAGCUCUUGUUGAAACUUUUCCAAGUGGCUGCUUGACGCUUGACUUUGCUUUAGGUGGUGGCCUUCCCAAAGGGAGAAUUGUUGAGAUAUAUGGACCUGAAAGUAGCGGAAAGACUACCUUAGCUCUCCAUGCUAUUGCAGAAGUACAGAAGCUAGGAGGCAAUGCAAUGCUUGUUGAUGCUGAGCAUGCUUUUGAUCCUGCAUACUCUAAAGCACUUGGAGUAGAUGUAGAGAAUUUGAUUGUCUGCCAACCUGAUAACGGAGAGAUGGCUCUAGAAAUCGCAGACCGAAUGUGCAGAUCGGGUGCUGUAGAUCUCAUUUGUAUUGAUUCAGUCUCAGCCCUUACUCCACGGGCUGAAAUUGAGGGAGAAAUUGGGAUGCAGCAAAUGGGUUUACAAGCACGCCUGAUGAGUCAAGCUUUACGUAAAAUGUCAGGCAAUGCUUCGAAAGCUGGGUGUACUCUUAUAUUCCUCAAUCAGAUAAGAUACAAGAUUGGUGUUUAUUAUGGAAAUCCUGAGGUCACAAGUGGAGGGAUUGCCUUGAAGUUUUUCGCCUCAGUUCGACUUGAGAUCCGUUCUACAGGGAAGAUAAAAUCUGCAAAAGGAGAUGAGGAAGUGGGCCUUAAGGUCCGGGUAAGAGUUCAAAAGAGCAAGGUUUCUAGGCCUUACAAGCAAGCAGAAUUUGAAAUUAUCUUUGGAGAAGGAGUGAGCAAGCUGGGUUGCGUAUUAGAUUGUGCUGAACUGAUUGACGUGGUGUCUAAGAAGGGUUCGUGGUAUAACUAUGGGGAGCACAGGCUGGGACAGGGACGAGAGAAAGCAUUGCAGUAUUUGAGAGAGAAUCCUCUUCUCUCUGAAGAAAUAGAGAAGAUGGUUCGGACAUCCGUGGUAGACGCAACUGGGUUUUUAGGCUCUUCUUUAUCGAAACACCCACUGCCACAGCUUCAAGAGGAAGAUGCACUUCAAGAGAUGCAAUAACAUGAAUCAGAGUUCUGCUUUGAUUGAUUAUGACAACAAAUUUCACAACCAAUAUUGACAUCCAUCUGAUUCUAUAGAAGAAAUGAACAAAAUUGGAAGAGUCGCUACUGGAAUUGCUUAGUAUGAGACCAUUUCUGUACUCUAUACAUUGUUGAAGAAAGAUGUAUAUUCUUGUAUACUAGUACAUCUUGGUGGGGAGAAGGAGAUAGAUACGUCCUUCAUUGCUGGACUGGUUGCCUGUUGUGCAAACAAGAAUGCUUUUUCUAUUUUGGACGUCUAAAUUUUCUGGGUGACUAGGUGUCACCUGAGCCAAAACAGAAGAAUUAGAGUUAAGGUAGUGAAAAGGAGUAUGUAGUUAGCUCAUUGCUGCAUAUUUUGUCAUUGUGGUUUGGUUGUAUUGUUAGCCAACAUUUAUGAUUGAGCUCUUUUCUCUGUACAUCAACUUUAAGAGGUCAAAAUUGUACCAUUUUGUUGGACUUAAAGAAAACAAUAUUUGAACAUUUAACAAUGUGCUAGUGGCAAAUGAAGAUUUUUGCUAGCA